Messenger RNA from Saitoella complicata NRRL Y-17804, 1986 nucleotides. RefSeq lists its product as uncharacterized. Gene Ontology annotation, biological process: carbohydrate metabolic process. Gene Ontology annotation, molecular function: hydrolase activity, hydrolyzing O-glycosyl compounds. Bases 1 to 1986 code for a protein of 661 amino acids. NCBI's taxonomy places the organism in Eukaryota, Fungi, Ascomycota, Saitoellomycetes, Saitoellales, Saitoellaceae. The transcript is spliced from 9 exons. The record is from RefSeq and is a predicted model, not a curated record.
AUGGCAGGACUCGUCUCUUACGCUGAAUCUCUCGGAAGAGUAACAGGAAACUCGACAAGCAAACGCGAUGAGGCCAAAGGGUACCUCCCGAUCGACGACUAUGGUUUGAUCGGGAACCUUCGGACGUGCGCUCUAGUCAGUUUGGAUGGAAGUGUGGAUAUGAUGUGCUUUCCGGAGUUUGAUUCGCCCAGUAUCUUUUGUCGUAUGCUCGACUGCAAGAAAGGCGGUCAUUUCUCUAUCAUGCCAACCAUUGAGACCACGAGCAAGCAGCAGUACCUCCCUUCGAACGCUAUCCUCAGCACCAAGUUCCUCUCCGAGGAAGGUGUCGGUACGAUCACCGACUUCUUCCCUCGCCCCGAUCCCAAGUUCUCCAGUGCGCCUCUGUUCCCUUGGUUAAUCAGAAGAGCCGACUGUGUCCGUGGGGAGAUGACUUACCACAUGGAGUGUUUCCCGGCUUUUGACUAUGCGCGUGCGACACACGAGACAAAGAUCACAUGUGAUGGCGAAGAUCAUGAAAACCCAACAGUUUUGUUUUCUUCCAAGGACGCUAAGCUUGACCUUGAGCUUCUUUACGUCGUCGAGAACGGCGAGGCAGAGGAUAUGCCCAAGUUGGAGUUCAAGAUUGAGGAUCGGUCAAGCGUCGGCAUGAAGGGAGCUGGUGUUGUAGCUAAUUUUACUCUGAAGGAGGGACAGGCCGUUUCUUUCGUCUUCCGCUCGAAGCAGACCAUGCAAGAAAAGCUGACUUCGGAGUUUAUCGACAACCUCCAGAGAGCUACGACCGCCUACUGGUUCAAAUGGGUGACUCGUUCAAAGUACCGCGGCCGCUACGACCACCUCGUCACACGCUCCGCAAUCACCCUCAAACUCCUUACCUACGAACCAACCGGCGCAAUCGUGGCAGCCCCAACCUUCUCCCUCCCCGAAGAUUUCGGCGGCACCCGCAACUGGGAUUACCGCUACGUCUGGAUCCGCGACUCCUCUUUCGCAAUCUACGCCUUCCUCCGCCUUGGCUACGCCCAAGAAGCCGACGACUUCAUGCACUGGAUCGAAGAACGCCUGAAGAACCGUAAUCCUGACGGUUCGAUUAAUAUCAUGUACUCUAUCCGCGGUGAAUCCGAUCUUGAGGAGAUCGAGCUUGAUCACUUAGAGGGAUACCGUGGGAGUACGCCUGUUCGGAUUGGAAAUGGGGCGGCGGAUCAUUUGCAGUUGGAUAUUUAUGGUGAAUUGAUGGAUAGUAUUUACCUUUACAAUAAGUAUGGAAAGCCCGUUAGCUGGACGAUGUGGUGCUAUGUUCGGGAGCUGUGCAACUGGGUCUGCGACAACUGGCAGCGGGACGACAUGUCCAUCUGGGAAGUCAGAUCCAAAAAGCAACAGUUCACCUACUCCAAGAUCAUGCUCUGGGUCGCCCUCGACCGUGGUAUGCGCCUCGCGGAGAAACGCUCCCUCCCAUGUCCCGACUUUGACAAAUGGCGUCGUGUACGUGACACGAUCUACGAAGAGGUCAUGACAAAGGGAUGGAACGAGGAGAAACAGUGCUUCAUCCAAAGCUACCAAAGUCCGGAUACUGUUGAUUCUGCGGUGUUGAUCAUGCCGCUCGUGUUCUUCAUCUCCCCUUGCGAUCCGAGGUUUUUGAGCACGAUGAACCAGAUUCUUAAGCCCCCGGAGAAGGGAGGACUUACCUCCAACGGUCUCGUGUUCAGAUACAACCAUUUGGAAGCCGAAGACGGUGUCGGUGGGCGGGAGGGAAGUUUCUCGAUGUGCACGUUCUGGCUCGUCGAGGCUUUGAGUCGUGCUGGAAAGUACGAUAGCAAGCUCUUGGAGAAGUCGGUUGUUAUGUUUGAGGAUAUGGUCGGAUACUCCAAUCAUCUUGCGCUGUACUCUGAGGAAAUUGCUCGUUCGGGAGAGUCGCUUGGAAACUUCCCUCAGGCUUUCACGCACAUGGCUUGUAUUAGUACAGCCUUUAACCUUGACAGGACUCUGAAAUAG